AUGUCCAUGUUGCUGCCGACUGCUUCUGCCUCGUCUGCAGGCGAUACCCAACCCCGAGCAGAUGGUCUUCAAUAUGUCGGAGUUGACUGGUCUUCUGUUCUCGUCGAGGAACGUGACCAUGGCGUCGUCUACAAGAAUGCACAAUCGGUCGAGAUGCCCCUGGAGAACAUUCUCGUAGAAGCCGGCGUCAACAUGGUUCGCCAGCGUGUUUGGACGGUGGACGGCGACUACGGAGUGCAAUACAAUCUUGAGCUGGCACGACGGGCGAACAAAGCAGGCUUGAUGUUUGGCCUCAACCUUCACUACAGCGAUACAUGGACCAACCCAACCCUCCAAGCCAUUCCGUCGGGCUGGCCGCAUGACAUUGACUCUCUCGAGAAGCAACUGUACAACUAUACAGCCGAUGUAUGUGAGACGUUUGCCGCAGAGGGUCUUUAUCCCGAGACGAUUACCAUCGGCAACGAGAUCCCAUCGGGCUUUCUCUGGCCAACCGGAUACAUUGAAAACCCAGAGAACCUUGCCCGACUCCUACACAGCGCUGCCAAGGCGGUUCGAGAUUCAUCGCUGGGAGGCCAGACAAAGGUCAUGACCCACCUUGCGCAUGGAUACAAUGUUGAACUACAACAUUGGUUCUACGACCUGGUAUUGGACACUGGUUUCCUGUCUGUCAGUGACUGGGAUGUUAUCGCCGUCUCGUUCUAUCCAUUCUGGGGAGAAGGUGCCACGAUGGACGCAUUGACUACGAGUCUCACGAGCUUGUCAACGAAGUAUAACAAAGAAGUCCAGGUGGUGGAGACAAACUGGCCGACACAGUGCACCAACCCGGAGUAUCAGUUCCCUGAAGACCAGCUCGAUAUCCCAUUAAACCCGGCAGGUCAGAUUGAGUAUCUCCAGCGUCUGUCUUCUACACUCAAGGCGAUACCGGGUGCAACUGGUCUUAACUACUGGGAGCCGGCGUGGAUCAAUAAUGCUGGUUUGGGGUCUUCCUGCGAGAAAAACAUCAUGUUUGACCCCAGUGGUCAGGCGUAUGACAGCUUGUCUGUUUUUGGAUCUCUCUAG
Aspergillus melleus is the source of this 1059-nucleotide messenger RNA. RefSeq lists its product as uncharacterized. The coding region runs from base 1 to 1059 and encodes 352 amino acids. The record is from RefSeq and is a predicted model, not a curated record. The transcript has a single exon. Gene Ontology annotation, molecular function: glucosidase activity. Gene Ontology annotation, biological process: pectin catabolic process. Lineage: Eukaryota; Fungi; Ascomycota; Eurotiomycetes; Eurotiales; Aspergillaceae.